Molecule: messenger RNA, 1278 nt
Organism: Alosa sapidissima (American shad)
Lineage: Eukaryota; Metazoa; Chordata; Actinopteri; Clupeiformes; Clupeidae
Exons: 5
Coding region: 82-711 (209 amino acids)
Source: RefSeq, a predicted model, not a curated record
CUCCUUUCAGUUGUAGCUUAGGCUAUAUAAAGACAUACGCGCAUUCUCUCAUGUGAAAGUGAAUUUUUGAAGGCUACUACCAUGAGCGUACCGGGAAUCUGUUUCCUUCUCCUGUUGGCUCAGCUUGCUGGCACAAGCAGAGGGAAUACAAUUGAGACGACCUGUACCUGUGGAAGUGUCACAGAACUGGCAUGUAUGGCUCCAGCAGAGCCUGGAGUCAGCUAUCGGUCUGUCAGAUGGUACAAGAUUGACAACGAAAAUAAUUUAAGAGGCCUUGUAAGGAAGCGUCUGUCUCCACAAAACAAUACAGCUGAAUAUUACAAGGGUUUGAUCCGCCAUGUGGAGUUUGUCUCAGAGAACUCAUCAAACCUCGUCUUACCCAAUAUGACAGCAAGUGACAGAGGAAGAUAUAUCUGUUUGCUGGCUGCACCCUUGGGACAUCAAAAUCAAGAGGGAGAGGUCUUCCUUAGAGUCGAAGGUUGCCCAAGUUAUGAUCUUUCAGAGUUAGUCUGGGCCAUUGCUCUGCUCUCAGCAUCGCUGCUCCUUCUAACCCUAAGCUAUAUGUUUUUAAGGAACGCAUUAAGGAGUAGCAAAAAGAAGCUACUCAAAGAAAGCCUUUGGAAGAUGUCUCACCAGCAUGAAUCAGCAGGAAACAUGAUUUAUGUUAUGGGAAAAGAUGGAUUGAAAGCUUUCGAAGCUAUUUAUGUGUGAGAUUCACUUAUAGGUUGUUUCUUUUCUGCACUGUCAGUAUUAGCUUAGCUGCUAACUAGGAUUGGAGCAAGACUGAAGAAAAGCAGCCCAUCUGACCGCUACUGCCAACUCACCAACCAGAGCAUGUUGUGGUCAUAGGCAGACCAGACGACCGUUGACUUAAUUUGUUUGGAGGGCAUCUUAGAGAUCAAGAUCUAAAUUAUGGACUGUUCACAGUGUCUGUCUAGAUUAUCAAUGGUGACGACUAGGAUUGUAUGGAUGGCAAAUGAGGCAGCUGACCAUCUGGACAGACUGGUAUGAGAAUGUAGGGUUGGUUGGCACAUGCAAGAGGAUACCACCCUAUAGCUAUAUCAAGAGAGUGGUAGUGCCAGGGCUUCCCAAGAGAUGGGGAUCAAUGAACUCCUGCCCAUAACCGAAACACAACCUGCCACUGAUCACAGCAAUAUAGAUGAUAGGGUCCCAGAGUCGGUUCAUCCCUAACAGGGAAAUAUAGCAGUAAAAUAUUAAGACAUAGUAUUUAAAAAUAUUAUAAAAAUAUUUAAAAGCUUAAAUGUUAUAAAAUAUAAU